Molecule: messenger RNA, 1465 nt
Organism: Linderina pennispora
Lineage: Eukaryota; Fungi; Kickxellomycota; Kickxellomycetes; Kickxellales; Kickxellaceae
Product: origin recognition complex, subunit 4
Exons: 2
Coding region: 50-1429 (459 amino acids)
Biological process (GO): DNA replication initiation; DNA replication
Cellular component (GO): nuclear origin of replication recognition complex; nucleus
Molecular function (GO): DNA replication origin binding; ATP hydrolysis activity
Source: RefSeq, a predicted model, not a curated record
CUGGCUUUGCUCACAGUUUUGUUUUAACCUUUUUUGCUGCUCUUUGUCAAUGCCCUCCUCACAGAGACCGGGCUCAUGCAUGAUUGAUGCAAGCAGCAUCCAACAUGCCCGUCGCCUGGUUCUUGAUCGACUACAUGGACGUACGCAGCUGCCAGAGCUGAUAGGACUCGAGACACCGCUGGACUUGGUCCACUCGCUGCUGGACCGGACCAUAUCAAGCCAGGAAGGAAACACUGCGCUACUCAUUGGACCUCGAGGCAGCGGCAAAUCAGCCAUCGUUGAGCGGGUGCUGAACAUGUUGGCCGAGAAGCACACCGAUCGCGCAGACUCACGCAGAUACCAUAUCGUACGGCUGAACGGGUUUGUACACACCAAUGACCGAAUCGCGCUGCGUGAUAUUGCUACGCAGCUGCUGAUAGAGCAGGACCUGGGUGAUGUGCUUGUCGGAUCAUUUGCAGACGCCUUCACGUAUAUCCUGAAUCUACUGCGUUCAUCAGGUGCUGAUGGUGAAAUGCCGCCGGUUAUAUUUAUUCUUGAAGAAUUCGAUCUCCUCGCGCAGCACCCCAAACAAUCUCUGCUGUACACACUGUUCGAUAUUGCCCAGAGCCAGCAGACACCGAUUGCGGUGCUUGGUGUCUCUGCGCGCAUCGAUGUGAUCGAUUUGCUGGAGAAACGAGUAAAGUCGCGCUUCUCGCAUCGCCAGAUUUACGUUCAGAAUACUGCGAACCUCGAAGAUUUCGAAGGAAUUGCCCGUACUGCACUGCGGAUCAACUGUGCCGACGAAAAGCUCAGUGCAGCUUUUUCUAACGAAUUUAACCAUCAGGUCGACAAUGUUCUUGCAGAUGAGCAGGUAUCCGCGUACAUAUCAGACGUGUUCGAUUUUGGCAAAGAUGUUCGGCAAUUGCUGCGCACAUUUGUACUCGCUGUCAGCCAUCUCUCAAUCAGAAGCCCUUUUAUUGUGGUUUCAGAUGUACUGGCAGCUAUAGCACGCGAGCGGUCUUCGGCGAAGAUGCUGGUUCUGAGCAACAUCUCACUGCUUGAGCUCUGCUUGAUAAUCGCCAUGAGGAGCCUUGUCAAAGGCGGCAACACCAAGUAUAACUUUGAGAUGAUCUACAACGAGUACAAAUCAUUCAUGUCGAGGCAUAUCACAGCAGCGACCUCUGGAGGCUCGAUGAAAAUCUACAAAAAAUCAGUUGCGCUCAAGGCUUUCGAGACGCUGGUCGGGCUGGAAAUUGUGCGGCCGGCGACUAUCACGAUAUCGUCAGCUAGCAAUUCCCGGAAUGAUCUUCUGGCUGGCUCGGUACAAGGGACUCGCGCUCCAAAAGAGUAUCGCAUGGUUCAGCUCAUGUUGGAGCCAGGCCAGGUCUCAGAUUUGGUUGGUGAGCGUGCUGGUGUUCCAGUGGUAAUCCGGCGCUGGUCACAACAGUAAAAGGCAAAUUAUUGAAUAAACCACCUUAUAACUGGC